GAUUUCGUCGCGCGCUGGAGGGAAGUCCGUUUUUCCGCCUCGAUCCAGCCCGUCUCGAUUAUUUCGAGCGUCUCUCGCGACUCGUUUCGGUCGCCGGCCACCUCCAACAGGUUGUCCCCGCCGUGAACGUGUCAACAGAGCGGCGUGGCUGUUUUCGGUGAAACUCAAGAGGAGAUCGGGUUGCUAAGCGGUUCCCGUUCGUAAACCGCCGAUAUAUUUUCAGUGUUACUGGAACAUCCAGCGCGUAUCGCCGCCGCUGCGCCAGUCGUCCCGGGGUCCAGCGAGGCGACAACAGCCCCGACGAUUCCCUCGACGAUAACAGAGAAACAUUUUCGCCGGUGAACCCGGCCACUCGGAUGAAUCACGAUCUCGUCUCUUGUUUCGUAACGAUAAAAGAAAAUUGAAAUUGCGAAUCAAAAAGUUUGAAAAUUUGACUGCCUGACGAGCAACAAAGUGGUGGCGAUGAUUCUAAACUAAAAACUUUCGCUGGAUUCGCCUUGCUUUGACAGAUGAGUCUGCACGUGCAUGAUGAAGAAAUUUUACGUGAUAUUCUUUCUGAUAUGCGUGUCCACCGCUGAACCGCCCAAUUGCAACGAUCCGAAUUGGCACUCGUUGGAGACGUCAGAGUCCUCGAAAUCGGAGUGCGGAUCGAUCUUCGAGUAUCGUUGUUCCUGCAUGAGGACCUGUUACGAGAACCGUCAUCAAUAUGUUGUCAACUGCACCGACUCGGGAUUCUAUAAUACCGCGCCUUUAACACGCUUACCGAACGAAACGCAAGUUCUAAUUUUCACGGGGAACUAUCUAGAGGAACUGCCCUGGAAUGUGUUUGGCACCCUGGACAGUCUACCCGAAUUACGCGUGAUCGACAUGUCGAAGAAUAAAAUCAGAGAGAUUCGAGGGAAGGCGUACCACCACGUCCAACGCGUCGAGCGUCUUAUUCUCGAUUUCAACAAGCUCUCGUUGGACCCCGGGAGGAGCCAUCCCAGAGUGUUCUCCAAUUUUGUAUCGUUACUGGAACUCCAUCUGACCGACGCUUUCGAAGAUGGUCCACCGAGGGAUCUAGCAGCCACGCUACACGAUAUUUUUGUGAACAGCAAUUUGACGCAACUGAUGAAGCUGCAUCUGGAACAAAAUGAAAUAUCAGAAUUCCGGGACCCCAACGUGUUCUGCGACCUACCUAACAUCUUGGAUCUAUAUCUGGGCGACAAUACGCUGAACGCUCUUCAUUUUAAUAUAUCGUGUUUGCACAAGCUACGUUUCCUGGACCUGCAACGCAACAACUUCACCAAACUGCUCGAUCGCGACCUCCACGCCAUGGACGCGAUAGCCAAGCGCAAUCAGAGCAUAGCGGUGGACUUCACUGGAAAUCCCCUCGAAUGUUCCUGCAAGCUCAAUCCCUUUGUUAAAUGGAUGAAGAAGACUAAAGUAUUUGUUCGCAAUAAGAGCAGCUUGAAGUGCAACGAAGAUAAAACGAUGCACGAGAUCCACGAGACGAAGAACUGCGCGCCAAAGUUGUUCUCAUCGGCGCCGCGCGGUGCUACCAUUCUGUUGUUUUUCCUGUCGUUGGUGUUGAUAGGACUGGUGUGCGCGUUAAUUUACGUGCAACGCACGAAACUGCAAAAGAAAAUCGAGCCAAUAUUAGAUUCGGUCAACAAAAGGGUGCGGUACACCUCGAUAGCAACGGGCGACACUCGCGAGGAUGUCUAGCAAACGAUUAACUUUUCUAAAUAAAAUAUAGGCGUCUAUCGAUCUCGAUAGACAGUAGAUUUAAUAACAAUCAACGCUAACGUUCAUCAGCGUGUACUUAACAAUCUAGACUGUUUUUUUUUAACCGUUGCGAAGUUCUACUUUUUCUAUUGUAAAAUACAUAUUAUAUAAUAUUUUAGAUAGGAAGAAUAUAA
This is a messenger RNA of Colletes gigas, 1901 nucleotides long. RefSeq names its product phospholipase A2 inhibitor. Gene Ontology annotation, molecular function: protein binding. NCBI's taxonomy places the organism in Eukaryota, Metazoa, Arthropoda, Insecta, Hymenoptera, Colletidae. The record is from RefSeq and is a predicted model, not a curated record. Gene Ontology annotation, cellular component: membrane. The transcript is spliced from 6 exons. The coding region runs from base 526 to 1707 and encodes 393 amino acids.